AUUAAUUGUCACUGUAGCGACACCAAACCACCAAAUCACAAGUUGAGGCACUCAGCGCAGCACUCAACUCCGUCUCAACGAUAAACGAGAGAAUAGAAUCAUUCGGGCUCAAUUGAGUUUUCCUCCAAAAUGCCGAGCGCAUCUUCACCAGUCACAUUUCCCGCCAGCCCAUCACCGCCCGCAGCGAAACGCCCAAGGCCCCCGGCGGCUGAGCCUUCGAAAUCAAAGCCAAAGGUCAACAGCGGCUUCCUUCUCGACGACGAUUCCGAUUCCGACGACGAAAGUGAGCAGCAGCCUCCGUUGAAGAAGCAAAUUCUCGAUUUUAGCGCCCGCUUGCAGCGUCCAGCACCCAUCACCGCCCGCCUAGACGAUGAUGUCCCCCUGCCGACAGCACAAGCACCUGAAAAGUCGGUUGAUCGUGUUGAAGUUGCGCCUACACGAAAUGCCCCUCCCACUAUCCGACCUCAGAGCCUUGCAUCAUCACUGCUCCAGGACACGCCAUCGAUCUUCAAAUCCUCGAGGACCUUCAAACUCACGACCUGUACUGGAGCAACUACCACCAUCAAGCAACGAAAGCCGGCAACUAACGCAUCGUACGAAAGCCUUAUUGCGGCCCGGUCAAAGACAAAGGAGGGAAAGGCCAAGCGCGCAUACUAUGGUAUAGCUAUCAACGAGCUCAUCGACAAGGCGAAGAGCGAGGCCUCAGAACCACGAACAAAAAGAAAGGAAAAUGAUAUCCCUGUGCGGUCAGUCGAGCCGACACACCCUGGCAAACCUCACAAGAAGACGCUUCUAUGGACCGAAAAGUACAGAGCAAAGAACUUCCUAGAUCUUUGCGGUGACGAUGGUACGAACCGUAUGGUCCUGCGCUGGCUGAAGCGCUGGGACCCCAUCGUGUUUCCCGGCAUUGCGAAGAAGGCCCCGAUCGUGCGAAGGCCAGGCGCGAAGCAGGUUCAAGAGGAGGAGAAGCCGCACAAGAAGAUCCUCAUGCUGACAGGGCCACCGGGUCUCGGAAAGACGACUCUGGCUCACGUCUGUGCGAGACAAGCGGGCUACGAGGUAAUGGAGAUCAACGCCAGCGACGACCGCAGCCGAGACGUCGUCAAGAACCGGAUACGAACGUCCCUGGGAACUGAGAGUGUCAAGACUGUCGAGAACGUCAAGUCCAAGGACGGAGAGGUGCAGCAAAAGGUCGCCAAACCAGCUUGUGUCAUUGUUGAUGAGGUCGACGGUGUUGUAGGCGGCUCUGGCGCUUCAGGGGAGGGUGGUUUCGUCAAGGCUCUGAUUGAUCUCGUGCUCAUCGAUCAAAAGAACAGUGCUGGUGGAGCCAAUGCCUCGUACUCGAAGAAGAAGAAAAAGGGGGACGAUUUCCGCCUACUGCGCCCCCUAAUCCUCAUCUGCAAUGAUGUCUACCACCCCUCUCUCAGACCUCUGCGGCAGUCAGGCAUGGCGGAGAUCAUCCACGUCGGUAAACCAGGCAUUGAUGCUGUUGUCACGCGCCUCAAGACUGUGUUCGAUAAGGAGGGCAUCCCCUGUGAAAAGGACGCGGCGCGCAAGGUUUGCGAGGCCGCCUGGGGCAUGACCAGCGGCAUCGAUGCAAAGCGUGGCGCGGAGAGUGGAGCUGAAGGCGAUCUUCGAGGAGUCAUGGUCGUUGGCGAAUGGGUAGCCGGUCGCUUCAGAGCUGCCGCCGGCUUCAAUGAGCGCUUGACAAGGCAAUGGCUGGACCAAAACGUCAUGCACGACCUUACCGAAGGUGCUGGAGGAGCUAGAGGGCUCGGGAGAGGGAGUGCAAAGGACAUUGUGUCGCGCGUCUUUCAGGAGGGCGGCGGGUUCCCGAAACAAGCACUGGACACGUCUCAAAACUUCACAAAUCAACACGAACAGCCCAAGGCUCAGCUGGGCUUCGCAGAAUACCACAAGAAGAACGCCAUGGAGCGGUUACGGCACAUGAUUGACACCAGCGGAGAGGUUGAGCGUGUCAUGACCGACGUGUUCCUAGAGUACCCAAAUCGAGAAUUCAACGACGACUCGUUCCUCUCGAAGCCAGACGCCGCAUACGACUGGAUGAACUUUCUCGACACUUGCUCUUCACGCACAUUUGGAAGUCAGGAGUGGGAGUUGGCUCCGUACCUGAGCCAGCCGAUCCUGGCCUGCCACAGCUUGUUCGCCUCGUCCAAGCGACACCAAGUCAACAAAGGCUACGACAAAAAAUGGGGUGCCACGGAGGAGGACGGCGAACCACCGGUACCGUUCUCGGGCCCCAGAGCCGACUAUGCUGCUUUUGAAGCGCAGAAGCAGAACAAGGCCAUGCUCCAGGCCAUUCAGGCGCAGCUUACGCCCACGCUGGGGCGGUCGUUCCGAAGUGCUGAGGACAUAUCAACGGAGUUUAUGCCGUACUUGGUCCGGAUGGUGUCACCGGACGUCAAGCCGGUAGUCAUUGGCGGCAGCGGUAUCAGUACAGCCAGCGUACGGAAAGAGACGGAGAAGAUCAUGGUAAAGCGGGCGGCGGAGAUCAUGGCGGAGGUUGGGAUCGAGAUGCAGAAGGGCAAGAUUGAGACCGAUUCGCUGGUGAAUAGGGGCCCGCAAUGGGUGUACCGCAUGGAACCUGACCUCGAUGCCCUUGCGGUAUACGAGACAGCAGGGAACCUGGUACUCUCCAGCCAAGCACCAACCCGAUACGCCGUCCGCCAAGUCCUGGACCAAGAACUGCAAAAGACCAUCAUCCUACGCGAAGCCGCGGCACGCCAGGCGCGCUUCAAGAUCGGCGGUCCGCUGGGUGGGGUAGAGGAUACCCUUACGCAGCAGCAACAACAGGCGGAUAAGGAGAACAUCAUCAGGGAGCAGGAGAGGAUCCUCGCGUCGAGCGUGAAGAAGGACUUUUUCGGGCGUGUGAUUCCUGCGCGACCGCUGGGCGAGGUGGAUGGCAACGCCAAGAGGACGAAGGGGCAUGAACACGAGGGUGGGAAGAGCGAUAAUAAGGUCUGGGUCACGUACCAUGAGGGAUUGAAUAAUGCUGUUAGGAAGCCGAUUUCGUUGCUGGAGUUUAUGAAGGGGUUAUAGGCGGCGGCGGCGGCGUUGUCUUUAUGGAGUAGAUUUGGGAUUGGAGAUAAUUAAGUCCGAUGCCUUUGGCUGUUUACGUGUCGUGUUGAAGGUCUAUCCCGUGGAUGUCUUGUCUUGUAGUCAUAUUUACGACGCCCGGCAUCUUUCAUACGUCUAGUUGAGAGUAGAAAUACGAAAGCCCUUGGUGAUGAGCUUCAUCACUUCUUCA
Molecule: messenger RNA, 3268 nt
Organism: Colletotrichum godetiae
Lineage: Eukaryota; Fungi; Ascomycota; Sordariomycetes; Glomerellales; Glomerellaceae
Product: ATPase
Exons: 2
Coding region: 130-3060 (976 amino acids)
Cellular component (GO): nucleus
Molecular function (GO): DNA binding; ATP binding; ATP hydrolysis activity
Source: RefSeq, a predicted model, not a curated record